CCUGACGGAGCUGUAGGUGUCCCUCUCAUUGCAGGGGGUUGGACUAGAUGGCCUUUCGGGUCCCUUUCAACAUCUCUCCCCAUCUCUCCUGUAGGGAGAACCCUUUAGGCACUGUUAAGACCACACUGAAGUCUCACCAGCACCUUCUCUCAUUCAGGCUGAGCACCCCCAGCCUGUCUCCAUAGCAGAGGCACUCCAUCUCUGCACGUUCUCAUGCUCUCCUCUGGAUCCUCUCCAACGUCUCCAGCUCCUUGUGGCGCUGUGGGCCCAGGAGGAAACACUUCCGUGCACCCUACACGAGAGCCCCGACCCUCCAUCCUCAGUGACAAACCGCCGCACAGAUGCGUUGCCGCACAGAUGCGUUGCCGCGCCGCGCUCUGUCAUGCAUUGUGGGUGCUGUAGUUCGCGGCUCGCCGCACUACAAGUCCCAGCCUCCCGAAGGAGGAGGAGGAGGACGGCGAGGAGGAGGUGGAGGAGGAGUGGAAGCGAGCCGGCACGGCCCAGGCCUGCAGCCCGCACGGGAGAGCCCCCCGGGGGCGGGCCGCGGCGGCAUGCGGCUCCCCGUCCGGCUCGGCCCGCUCCGCAGCACGCCCCUGGCUGCCCGGCCGCCGGGGAGGGGCAGGGCCAGGGCCAGGGCCGGCGGGCGGAGAGCCUUCAGCCGCGGGCGGCCCGGCGGCACCAUGGCUGAGGAGGCCAAGAGGCUGGCAGCCUGCGCGGCGGUGGACAAGCACGUCCAGAACAACCAAGUUCUUGGCAUCGGGAGUGGUUCUACAAUUGUCCAUGCAGUGCAUCGAUUAGCUGAGCGGGUUAAACAAGAGAACCUGACAAUUGUCUGCAUCCCUACGUCUUUCCAGGCCCGUCAGCUGAUCCUGCAGAACGGCUUAACACUAAGUGACCUGGACCGACAUCCAGAGCUUGAUGUUGCCAUUGAUGGAGCGGAUGAGGUGGACUCUGAUCUUAACCUGAUCAAAGGAGGCGGUGGUUGCUUGACGCAGGAGAAGAUAGUUGCAGGAUAUGCAAAAUGCUUCAUUGUUAUUGCUGAUUACAGGAAAAAAUCAGAGAGCCUCGGGGAGCAAUGGAAGAAGGGAAUCCCUAUUGAAGUCAUCCCUAUGGCUUACGUCCCUGUCACCAGAGCCCUGACCAAAAACUUUGGAGGUGCUGCAGAGCUGCGGAUGGCUGUUAGCAAAGCAGGUCCCGUGGUGACAGACAAUGGGAACUUCAUCCUGGACUGGAAGUUUGACAAGGUUCAUGAGUGGAGCGAAGUGAACACUGCCAUAAAAAUGAUACCAGGCGUGGUGGAGACGGGGCUGUUCAUCGACAUGGCGGAGGUGGUGUACUUUGGCAUGGAGGACGGCUCGGUCAGCGUGCGGGAGAAGCAGCCUCGCUGAUGGUGGCAGUUCUGCCUGCUCUGCUUUGCCUUCGGCCAGUUUGAUUCAGCUGUCGUAACGGUGCCAACCUGACGUUAUGCCUUAACGAGCAGCGGUUAUCACAGAAGGUGGACGGGGAGUUGAUCUGAAUCCGCUGAUAUGAUACUGAAUGUCUUUUUAAAAAAACAAACAAAACAAAACAAAAAAAAAAAGAUGCUCUAUUUCCAGAUAUAUAUAUAUAUUUUUACUUUACAAGAAUGUUGUCCUUUUUUUAAAGAAUCAGUUAAACGAAUUGCUUUAACGUUUUUAUUUUAUUUUCUAAGAGAUAUUUACCAAAAAAAAAAGAAUACUUUUUGAAUUCUUUUGUUGGUUUUUGUUUUUCCUUUUUUUGAACUAAACUUGAACUUUCCGGGUCACUCUUAGUGCUCAGUGAUUGAUGUUACUAUCCUAAUAAAUCAUCCUUAACCACUCUGGCUGGGAGGAUGAUGUACAUAAUAGGAGCACAUCCAGUUGGGACCUACUGAUGCCUUAUUUGGAACCUUUUUGGUUCGGUAUUUUAUGCCUUUUAUUUUUCUAUACCACUGUUUUUUAAUAGUUCAGGAUGUCUAGUUAAUCCUCUGUGCAUAUGACAAAUCUCUGAGCCUAGGGACAUUGCAUCCCUGUGUCUGGGACAUUAAUAGGGGCCUUUUUGGGGCCUCUGUAUGGAAGAGACGUUCAUCCUUUGAGCCAAAUUCUGUUCUACAACUGCAUUAAUCUAGUACCUCUGAUUAAAGUCUGUUCCAGUAGCUGGAGAUAUUCAGGAUUUCAUCCUUGUAUAAUGAGAGCAGAACUGGGCACUUGAUGAAGUUUACAAAAGCACAUUUUAGCAUUUUAGGGCAGUGUUCAGUGACAAAUUAUUUAGUUUAGAAUGAAGGUUAAUGAUCACCUCUCGCAGCUGGUUGAUUUGUAGAAGGAUAGAGUGGAAUGCAAGGAAAACUGAGUCUUCCUGCCUAAGUUUACCAUAUGUAGCAGGAGAGAGACACUCAUUCAACAUAUUGUUCUCUGUGUAUAGGUGCUUUGCAUGAUUAUGGUGUCAAAAUGCAAGCCCUCUUUUUGUGUAACACUGAAAUAAAGAGCUGUUAUAACAGAUGUUCAUCUUAAGGUGACUAUUUUGGGAACAACACAAAAUACUUGUUGAGACUAACUUGUGCUCUGAUUCCAUUAAAAGCUUCUGUCUGCAUUUUCCCCUUACAUGGGCACUUCAUCCAGACC
Molecule: messenger RNA, 2618 nt
Organism: Phasianus colchicus (ring-necked pheasant)
Lineage: Eukaryota; Metazoa; Chordata; Aves; Galliformes; Phasianidae
Gene: RPIA
Product: ribose 5-phosphate isomerase A
Biological process (GO): D-ribose metabolic process; pentose-phosphate shunt, non-oxidative branch
Cellular component (GO): cytoplasm
Molecular function (GO): ribose-5-phosphate isomerase activity
Source: RefSeq, a predicted model, not a curated record